Schistocerca gregaria is the source of this 3660-nucleotide messenger RNA. RefSeq names its product CXXC-type zinc finger protein 1-like. Lineage: Eukaryota; Metazoa; Arthropoda; Insecta; Orthoptera; Acrididae. The record is from RefSeq and is a predicted model, not a curated record. Gene Ontology annotation, biological process: positive regulation of DNA-templated transcription. The transcript has 10 exons. Gene Ontology annotation, molecular function: zinc ion binding; DNA binding. Gene Ontology annotation, cellular component: Set1C/COMPASS complex. The coding region runs from base 271 to 1698 and encodes 475 amino acids.
AGACAUUUCAUUUUACAUGUGGAGUUUCUCGUUCCUGAUUGCUGCAAGAGCUCAUAAAAAUGACUGAUAAGGAAUAUGCAGGUCUUUCGGGCAUCCGUUGAUGUAAAUGAACAAAGCAGAUAUGCAGUGCUUACAUGUACUGUAAAUGAAAUUGUGAAGAAAUCUGUAGGCAACACAGCAUCAGAUACUAUAAGUAAUUUUAUUUUUUGAACGAAUUGAGAAAACACGACACAUUGUCAGUCUAAAAAGGAGGAGAUUGCUCGACAGUUUAUGCUUCCGGAAAGAAAAUCAAAAAUAGCAACUCUUCUGAAGCAAGAUGGACAAGCCUACUGCAUCUGCAGGUCCUCAGAUUCUUCGAGAUUCAUGAUAGCAUGUGAUAAUUGUGAAGAAUGGUACCAUGGUGACUGCAUACGAAUCAGUGAAAAAGAAGCAAAGUAUAUCAAACAGUUCUUCUGUGUGAGAUGUCGGGAAGAGGAUCCUACAUUAGUUACUAAAUACAAGCCUAGAAAACGAGAGGGUGAACAUUCAUCUUCAAAUGCAAUUGAUCGUCAGUCGAGAGACAGAAAACGGAAAGAAAAAGUUGGGUCUGCCGAUGAGAAAACCAGGAUGUCAAAGCGAUGUGGGCGUUGCAAAGGCUGUUACCGAACAGAAGACUGUGGACACUGCGACGGUUGUCGUAAUACUGAUGGUAUACGGCACGGACGACAGUUACCGCGCUGCUACAACAGACUCUGUGUAGGUGUCCACCGUUCUGCAACAGCAUCGAGACGUCGUGUACGUACUCGCGACUCCAGUUCAGAUGGUGGAGGAGCUAUGCCUCCUACAGUUUUUGAGCAUGGUGGCAUUGUGCGUCAGUGUUAUGGCCCAAGCUGUACACAGCCUGCAAGACCCUCCAGCAAAUACUGCAGUGAUGCUUGUGGCCUGAAGCUUGCUGCAAAUCGCAUAUAUCAGGUCUUGCCACAACGUAUCCAGGAAUGGUCCCUUUCACCUUGUGUUGCAGAAGAAAACAAUAAAAGACAAUUAGAAAGUGUGCGGAGACAACAGUUGGAAGUACGUGCUAUUCUACAUGAUCUUGAUAAACGGCAUAAGGAACUGGAUGCUAUGAUAGAUCGGGCAGCUGCUGCUGUAGCUGACCCUAACUGGAAAGAGGAAGCAGAGGAUGAAUGUGAAGCUAGCAUGUACUGCAUCACUUGUGGUCACGAGAUACAUUCACGAACUGCCAUCAAGCAUAUGGAGAAGUGCUUCAACAAGUACGAAAGUCAGUCUUCAUUUGGAUCUAUAUACAAAACGCGCAUUGAGGGUAACAAUAUGUUCUGUGACUAUUAUAAUCCAGCAAACCAGACAUAUUGCAAGAGACUGAAGGUACUCUGCCCAGAACAUUCAAAAGAACCAAAGAUUUCUGAUACUGAGGUAUGUGGCUGUCCUCUGGUGGUAAAUGUAUUUGAACCUACAGGCGAAUUUUGUCGUGCACCAAAAAAGAGCUGUGUGAAACACUAUCAUUGGGAAAGAUUGCGGAGAGCUGAAAUUGAUAUGGAAAGAGUUCGACAGUGGCUGAAGAUAGAUGAGCUGAUAGAACAAGAGCGUCAAAUACGCCACAUGAUGGCGAGCAGGGCAGGUGUUCUUGGUCUGAUGCUGCAUUCCACAUACAAUCACGACCUCAUGGAGCAAAUGACGUCAAAUCAAGACCGACAGCAGUAAUAUUGACCGAGAGGAGCAAUGUUACCAACUACAAUAUCACAAUGUUGAUGCUGUGUUACAUUUAAGAAAUAUUUUAAUUACAGUUAAGUUAAUCUCUCUUGGUUCCACUUGAACAUAUUAUUGUAUGUUUUUAUCAACAGUGAGCAAUUAUUAUCAUCAUUUUCUGCUUGUCAGAAAAUAAAAUGAACUGCACUGCAUAAAAAAGAUAAACUGUUUUUCAUAUAAAAAUCCUGCAUAGCCACUUAAUGGUAACAAUUGACUGGUAUUAGCCACUUUAUAGCGAUGGUUCACUGGUGUGAUUAUUAGUCACUUAAUAGAAAUGGUUCACUGGAAUAAUUAUUAGCUUUUUGUAUUGGUGGGGACCAUUAAAUUAGUCUGUCAUUACUGAGGAGAAAGAGAAAGUGCUAAGGAAUAGCAUUUCUCCACCAUGACUGUACAGUGGCUUGUGAUGUAUUUAUGAAGGUGUAUACAUGGCAGAGAAAGGCUUUUGAGGUUAUGGGCAAUGAAUGUGGCCAGCAUAGGAAGAUAAAAAAUGGAGCAAGGGAGUGAUGUGUUGUAUUUUAUAAAGUUUUUACUUUGUUAUUCUACUUCUCUACAAAUUUAUCAUGUGUUCUUAUACAUCAGAACUGUGCAAUGUUGGUGUCUUUUGAAUGCUUACUGAAUUGGUAAUAAAUGUAAAUGUCGUGUGACUAGGGCCUCCCUACAGUUAGACCAUUUGCCGGGUGCAAGUCUUUCGAUUCUAUGCCACUUUGACGACUUGCGCAUCAAUGGGGAUGAUGUCGAUGACGACGACGAUGACAAUGACAAUACAAAACCCAGUCCCUGAGUGGAGAAAAUCUCUGAUCCUGCCAGGAAUCAAACCUGGGCCCUUAGGAUUGACAUUAUCUCGCACUGACCACUCAGUUACCGGGGGUAAUGACAUUCCACAAUCAAUUGUGGUUGGUUGUUUGUUUUUAUUUUUAUGUUAAGCUGCGUGGUAAAAUAUGAUUGUCGCAAGUCAGAUGUGCCUUGGAGUGGUAGAUUCAGAUCUAUCUACUCACUGUCACAUUAGUAAGUGCAUCCAGCAUCUCUAUUAUCCAGGAGACAGAGUAGCAGUUACCUUAGAUCAAAUCUUCUCCGCCCUGUGAUCUCGUGGAUCAUUAUCGGAAAGCCCCUGAAACAUACACAGAUUCAGAUUUAUAAGCUGGCUCACAUUCUGCAUGUCUUUGCUGGUUAGUUCAUAUUGCACAACUAAAAUGAAUAGUGCUCUUAGUAUUCAAAUUAUAAAAACACUAAUGUUUAAUGUGUAGAACUAUAUCGUUAUCUCUACAAUUUCUCUUGAAGCUCAGUGAUAAUUCUUAAACUUCACAACUAUUUUGAUGUCUUUUGAUCCCUAUUAGAGCUUAAGAUACCGCUGAAACUAUGUCUAUCUGUGCUAUCAAGAAUUAACUGCAGUUAUAUUGCCAGAUGCCAAAAGUCCCUCAGGGAAAUCUUUUCCAUUCUCCCAAGCACAUUUCAAGAUGGUUUCAAUAGUGGAAAUUGGUAUCUCUGUACGAUCUACCAUACGACAAAAAAAAAAAAAAUCGGUCUUCAUCAUAGUGUGGAAAAUAAUUCAUGUGAUUUCAUUAAUGAAUUAGUGAGUGAAGUAUUACUGUGUUAAAACACUGGCUUCAUAUUCAGAAGGAAAAUUGUUAUUGUUCAAAUCCAGCUUUUCAUAAAUUGCAGUAAGUGAAUGGUAUGAUUUGUUUGAAGUGGCUCUGAUUGAUUUCCUUCACUAUCCUCCUCACACUACAGAAUUGAUUUCAUUCAGAUGUUAACCUGUCACAUUUUAGCAUUUGUUCCUCUCUUUUUACCUUCCUUCCUUUUGCUUAAGAAUUUUCUACCAUAGUGCUAGAAACUUUCAGAAUGAAAUGGAACAUGAAAAUAUGAUGCAUGUUUUUAAGUAAUACUGUAUUGAAAUAAGAAUAAAACAAGUAUACAUUU